Molecule: messenger RNA, 2229 nt
Organism: Serinus canaria (Common canary)
Lineage: Eukaryota; Metazoa; Chordata; Aves; Passeriformes; Fringillidae
Gene: STOX1
Product: storkhead box 1
Exons: 6
Coding region: 1-2229 (742 amino acids)
Biological process (GO): positive regulation of transcription by RNA polymerase II
Cellular component (GO): cytoplasm; nucleus
Molecular function (GO): RNA polymerase II transcription regulatory region sequence-specific DNA binding; DNA-binding transcription activator activity, RNA polymerase II-specific
Source: RefSeq, a predicted model, not a curated record
AUGGACCUCAGGACAGACAGUGAUGUGACCCCUGCUGUCAUGAAUCCUCUCUCACAGCCACGCUCUGCUCCUUUGGCAGAAGCAAUAUGCUGGGCCAUAUCAGACAUGAAUGCAGAUCAUGUGGUGGUCACUCAGGAAACUUUAAUGGAGCAGUUAGUGAAAAAUUAUCCAGGCAUUGCAGUGCCCUCCCACAAUGUAUUAUAUAAUAUCCUUGGCACUCUAAUUAAGGAAAGAAAAAUCUAUCAUACAGGAGAAGGAUAUUUCAUUGUGACUCCCAACACUUAUUUUAUCACCAAUGAUGGCACAGAAGACAACAGAAGGUUCCUGUUGGAGGACAGUUGUUGCUGUUCAUCAUCUUCCAUCACUGACCUGGUAAACAUUAAGGCCUGUGCAGACCUAGUGAAAGAAAGCAUUCCUACAGUACCCUUUUACAGAUCCUGCCAUUGCUUCCCUGACCAAAAUAUGCUCUGUGAACAAAGGCAAGGGCAGGUGAUGAACCAUGGAUCUAAUGCAGAGGGACAGAGAGGCUGCAGUGAAUUGAAGCCUUCAAUUCAAACUCAAGGCAUCUCUGCAUCUGCUGAGAACCAUUCCUGGGACACCAUCAAAUCCUUGACAUCUGUGAAAGCAAAACUGAAAAGCAAAAUCUUUGGCCUUGGCCUUUUCUGGAGAAGUGGCUCUAAGAAACAAAAACACAAGAAGGAGUACUCCACUUUUUCAGGCCAGUUUCCUCCCCAGGAGUGGCCAGUCAGGGAUGAAGAUGACUUGAACAACAUUCCACGUGAUAUUGAACAUGAAAUCAUCAAGCGUAUCAACCCCACUCUUACAGUUGAUAAUUUGAUUAAACACACAAUAUUAAUGCAGAAGUUUGAGGAGCAGAAAAAAUGUAGCAGUAAAGAGAAGAAAUACAUCAGUAAUGGUACCUUGGCUGAAGUGCCAACACUCAGGCAAAGCCAUCUUUCAAAGGAUUGUAUUCAAAGGGCACCAAGCAAAACAGCAAAACACACCAGGAAGAACAAAUCCAAGAGGGAAAAGCAGGUGAGCAGGAGCAGCAGGAAAUCUCACAGACAGAAGCAAACAUGCCAAAAUGUGAAACUGGAAGAGAGCUUUUCACUGCCCAUCAAAACCCAAGGGCCACCUGCUGCAGCACUGGAAUCCCAGGUGAUAUACAAGAAGCAGAUCAGGAAUCCUUUCCAGGGUCUGCCAUGGAGACCUCGAAGCUUUCCUGCCAGAGGGCACCAAGGUGGUGCUAACAGCCAGCUGAAGAGCCAGACUCAAAAGGGAGGAAAGGUUUUCCAAAGGCCACAGCCCUUGGCCUCCUCAGGACCCUUCGGCUGUGAAACUGAAAGGCUGGGGGCAGAAAGUGAGGCUGGCAAAGCUAAGCCAAACAACCUACUCCACGCUAAUAGGUCUGACCUUCAACUAAAGAAAGACAGUCUCAGUGAAAAUGGUAGUUAUCCACAAGGCAGUAAUCUGCAAAUAGAUAACAGAAGUAGAUACUUCCUGGAGAGUAAUAUUUCUGAAGAAAAUGUCUACAAAAGAGCAGUAAAAAAAAAAUCCCCUUGCUCCCUCGUUGAAGAUAAUGGUGUGUGCCAAGAGGAUGCAAAAUUUCCAUCCUACCUGAAAGAUGAGCAUUGCAGAUGCAAAGCAGACACUGUAUGUGAGCUCUUAGAUCAACCAGCCAGUGACUUUCAAAAUGUCCACCUUUCAAAUUACACAGCCAGUGUUAAUCUCACCCCAAAAAAUGGUGUGAAAUGCAGACCAAAGACUGAUAAAAAGAAUGAGCUUAUAUUUAACCAUGAGUGUGCCAGCCAUCCUGGAUCAAGGGAGCUGGAAAGGGAAGGGUUUAUUGCUAACUCCCUUCUUCUGUACCAAAAGGGACAUGAUGGUGACACCUGUCCCUUGUCACACCUGGAUGAGAAUUCUGAACAGCUGGCCCCUGGCCAUGCCUUGUCAGCCACAGGAGACUGGAGCACAGCUGUGUCCCUAAAAGCCUCUGAGAACUUCACCCCGGAGGUGGGAGGAAGAGCAGCACGCUGUGCUUUGGGCUCAGGGAUCAAAGGAGUGAGGAACCCCCCAGGACAAAAAGAGCACUUUGUAAAGAGUACAUGUCCUGAGAGCCCAGAACAGAAACACCCAGAAGGGACAGAAAACCACAGCAUCACAGGAGACAGUGGAAUUGACUCCCCAAGGUGGACUGAAAAGAAGAUGAACCUUCCUGCCAAAUUCUAA